AUGAGGCAGUGGCGCGGUCGCAUACUCGCAGGCACGAGCCUUACCUCCGCUGCUGCCCGAGCCCCUUGGCCUCGCUCUUCCUCCAACACGCGCGUCGCCAACUAUGCCUCGCCCGCUCCGCCGCCUGGACCCGCACGACUUCCCGCCGCGGCCCUGGUGGCCUCCUCGAGCACCACCAGCAGGACCGGCACCGCCACAACGCGCCUCACGGGCGCGUGUAGUCGGUGGGCAACCCUGCGGGCUUUGGGCUCCAAGACUGAGGAGAAGGCGGCCCAGCAGACCGCCGGCAUCCAGCACGCCCAGCGGACGAGGUUCGUGCACGACCCUGACCAGGGGGAGCCCUCCAUCGAAGGGUGGGACCGGGAGCCCGUCUUCGCUCCGCUUGUCGUCUCCCGCUACACGUGGGAAGAAGAAGAAGAACACGUGAAGGAGGGGAAGGCUGUGCCGCGUGAGCUGAUGAGGCGCAUGGGACAACUGUACCUCAACGGGGGCGUGUUAUUCGCGCGGCUGGCGGCGUUGAGUGAUGCGCGGCUUGACUGGUUCGUCAGGCGCGGGCGAGUGCACGAGAUCAAGCUGCUCGAGCACUUGCUGGCCUCCAACGUUCUCCUCGCCGCUCUCCCCGAGGUCAAGGAGGGUAACUGCUAUCUGAUGGAGGACCCGAUCGAAGCGCCUGAGUGGGUUGAGUGUCCGUCCAACGAACUCGCCGACUGCUUUGCAGAUCAGCUUCAGUGGCACGGCGCCUACACUUCGUGGGAGGAGGGCCGAGACGAGGCCAUUCGCAUCGGCCAGCGAGCCUGCAAUGAUCUCUUUGGCUCACGCACUGGUGAGCAGCUCAUCUUCACUUCAACUCGGCCCUGGUGCGGGUGGUUCCUUGACGUGGCGUGGGACUUCACCUGCAUUGGGGUCGAUCUGGGCACGCGUCAGGCCUGGCUGCUCUGUGCCACCGACUCCGAUCUGCCACGACGUCGAAAAAUUUGA
Molecule: messenger RNA, 978 nt
Organism: Acanthamoeba castellanii str. Neff
Lineage: Eukaryota; Discosea; Longamoebia; Acanthamoebidae
Exons: 2
Coding region: 1-978 (325 amino acids)
Source: RefSeq, a predicted model, not a curated record